CAUCCCUAACAACAUAACGAACCAUAAGCGUGUUUACGGAGUUAAAGUUAAACAGUGAAGGUUUGAAAGGAAAAGAAAGGCUUCGUGCAAAGAGUAGAGGGAUGAAGUUCCCUGUGGAUCUCCUGGCUGAUGUUAGCCAGACAGAGCUGGAACACUUAGCCCACAACUGCAUGAACAACCUCCUCUACAGCAACCCAGAUUCUCCUGAACGCCUAACCCUCUCUGACUCUACCCAGGUCACCAUAGACAUUUCCAGUGUGGGCUUUGUUCCUCUGUAUGGAUCCAGUGAUAAACAGAAGAUCCUGGCCCUCUUUUCCCCCAGUGACCCAUUCACUGCUGUGGCUCUGUACCUACUGGACCAGUGGUGGACAGUCGAUGAUAUUCUCAAGACCACAGACCUUGCUCGACACGGAGCUGUGGAGGUGGAGACAGUUGGAGAGAGAAUAGUUUUAUACAUCCUUAAUCGUGUCAUCUAUAGAGCCAAGGAGAUGAGCUCUGAUGAGCUUCCCUUCCUUUGCCAUGGAGAAAAAGAUCAUGCAAAAAUCCUCUGGAAUAAUGGAGAGGCAGUUGGCUUCUACUCAGUCAAACCCUCAGGCAGCUUAUGCAAUUCUUUUUCAACCAGAAGCUAUCAGCUCCCUGUGAUGGACUCAAUAUUUGUCCGAAAAUGUCAGCGUGGUAAAGGCUUCGGCCUCCAGAUGCUCGAGGACUUUGUGCUUAGUUUCAAAGAGGACUGUCUGGGGUUGAGGUACCCCCUUUCACCAUCCAUGUAUAAAGUGUGUGAGAAGUACCUGUGUCAGUAUCCAGGAGACACAGGCCUGCUGUGGGAGGUGGAGGGCAUAGGUGGGCCCAACCAGAGGACAAAUGUUGCCAGUAGGAUUCAGGCCAUGGAGCAGAGUGCAGUAUCCAAGAACCUGUCAUUCACAGAAGAAUCACUUGUGAUUACCCAAAUGACCGAAAAGGGUGUGGCGAUGGAGGCAGUUACCACUCAGAUAAAAGAUGCUGACUCAGUGGAAUGCACUGUUGAAAUUGUGGAGGAAGUGACAGUACUGAGCGCUACCAUAGUGCCCCUCACAGCGAGGGGGAGGAGCAGUGGCUCAAAACGAAGGAAAACAGGAGAAAAGAUUGCAGAGGACAAGCCAGAAAAAGUACUCAGAAUUGAGGAUAUUGAAGCAGAAACUCCCAGAGGGGAGCAAGUUUCUGCGCAACAGGAGACAGAACUGCAUAAUGUCUCUGAAUUGGUACAGACUGAGGGUAUGAUCAGUGUGGCUCCUGAAGGACAAGGAGAGGAUGCAGUUGAUACUGUACCUGGAGAAACAGUUCGCGUGUUGGACCAACCAGCCACUGUCUUAGCCCCACAAGACCUAGAGGAAGCUGAUGUUACAUUAGCACCUAUGACUGAAGAGCCACAAGUAGAAAAUGAUACCCCACAGGAUCUGACCAACACAUCCCGUGGCUCACAGAUAACAGUUGAGAAUGUGGCAUCAGAAAUUGAGGAAGCAGGGAAAGAGUAUCAGAAUGAAGACACUGCAGUGCUAGUCGUUUCUGAAGAGGUUUUGGAGGUACACAAGGGAGCAGAAACUCUGGACAAAGUAGGAGAGAAAACUCAAAUUGGGGACACUGGUGAAAAGUUAGAAAAAAAAGUUACACAACAUGAGGUGAGUCUGUUAACAUAUGCAACAUCAGAGGAUGGUGAAGCUGGAAGAACUGGAAAAACAAGGAGAACUGUUGUAAAGGCCAUAAAAACUGUACAGAGUGAAACCCCCAGACGGAGAUCUAAGCGGCAGCACAAGCUACAGGAGGGGUUAAAGGAGGAAUCUACAGUCCAGGGCGGAGACUUAAUUUUGAGAGGAAGAACUGUUACAAAGACCCCCACACCUAAACGCAAAAAUCCCUGCUGCAGCCAGAAAGUAAGUGAAGAACUAGAGAAAGAGGCCAAUGAAGUGGCAGACGAGAAUGAAGUUUCCAUAACUGAUGUAGUGGAAGAGUCAGCUGUAAUUGAGAGAGAGCAAGAAGAAAUGACCUCUGUAAAAAGGGAUGUAGUUAAUGUGGAAGAAUUAACAGAAGAAAAGCAACAGCCCAAAGAUGAACAACUAGCAAAUGAAGGGGAGGCAAAGAAACAACAUCAGCCUGGGGUGGAAGACACUGUAGUGAAGGGAUGUUCCACAGAGCUUCCCAAUAUAGCAGAAACUGCAUUGACAAAGGAAAAUGAGGAUGAAAAAGUUACAGAUGAAUCUCAGAAAAUACAAAAAGGCGAGAAGGUAGAAACAUCAGUGAUAGGGGAUAAACAAGAUGUCUCUGAUGAUGAGAUACAGGAGCCCCCUGUUGCACAGAAGAGAGCCUUGACAGGCAGACUUAAAGUCACUCCCAAACCUCAGCCCACAAGACAAAGCAAAAGACAUCAGCAACAAAAGGCAGAGCACAUAGAUGAAGCUGACCUGGAAACAGGAGGUUCUGCUGGUGAAGAGAAAGCAGAUGAACAACCGACAGACAAACAGAUGGAUGAACACCACAAGGAUGAACAAGAGGAGACUGCUGACAAAACAGAAGAAGAUAUAUCAAUAGAGGAAACAACUGUUUUGAAAAAAAGUCAAAUUCCACAGACAGAGAAGACAGCAGAGGAUGUUAUACCUUCAACUGAGGUAAAUGUGGAAGGGACCAAGGAAGUACAAGAAAUGGAAGAGACUGAGGGAGAAGCAGAAAAGGAGAAAGAGUCAGUCAGUGUCUUCAGGAAGGGAGGGUGUUCUGCUGCUGCCACAGCUAGACUUAAAAUAGCCCACACACAGUGUCAGACAGAGGAAGGAGAAGAAGAAACUGAAGAGAUUGAAAGAGAGGAAGAAGGGACAGGACAGGAAUUGUCUGAGGAGAAAGGGGAGGGGGUAGGGGAAGAAGAAAAGAGUGUGGAAAUGGAGAAAGACAAAGAUGUGGAAGAGUCUUUGUCUGAUGAAGAAAUGAGCACUCAGUUAGCUCAGGCAGAAGAAAAUACACAGCUAGAAGUUGAGAUGGAAAAGCUAGAAGCUGUGGCACAGGAAUCGGUCACAGAGCAAGAGACAGUGAAAGAGGAACAGUCUGCUGUAUCAGAGACAUGUGCAGAGGGACAGGAAGUGGCUUCUGUUGGAGAAAGUUCUGAAAAGACACCUAAUGCAGACAAGGGAAUGGUUACUGUUAAGGCAGAAGCACCGCCUGUUGAAACAGUAGUUCGUAGAAGUGGUGAAAAGACAGUGAGAACCACAAGAAGCAAAACCACAAAAAGACAAGAUGAUGAGCAAAAACAGUCGGCUGUUAAGAAAAGCACAGAAGAAGGUGAGCUGGCAGUACUGGCAGUAGAAACAAGAUUUUUUAGGAGGGGAAGGAGGUCUGCUGCUGCCACAGCUAAACAUAAAUCCAAAAGAGCCUGCACACAGUGUCAGACAGAGGGAGAAGGAGAAGAAGAAAGUCGUCCUGCUGAAGAGACUGGAAGAGAGGAAGGAGAGACAUGGCAGAAAUUGCCUAAGGAGAAACGGGAGAAGGUAGAGGAAGAGGAAGAGAGUGUGGAAAUGGAGAAAGACAAAGAUGUGGAAGAUGAAGUUGAGAGUACAGCUGGGGAAGAAUUUGCCAUAGGAGAUGCAAAGCAGAUGAAAGAUGCCUCAACGGAGGAAGCAGCAGUGCUUGAAGAGGAGGACAACAGUGACAAAGAUGUUGAUGAGAUCACUACUGACACAGUACAGAUUUCACCAGCUGAGGUAGGAGAGACUAACUCAGCCGAGGAAGAGGAAACCAUGGUUCUUGAAAAACCCACUGUUGCUCCUGAUGUGGGAUCAGACACUGCCAUUGUCACUGGUGUGGCGGGUGAUGUGAUACAAGAGCCUGAUACUGUGGCUGCUACUUUAGAAGCAGUCAUACCUGAUAUAGCUCUAGGUGAGGCUGAUGCAUCAGCAGCUGGAGAGCCUCAGGAAAAGGACAUUGGCUCUGAAAUCCCCAAGCUCCAGAAAGCCACUAUUAUCUUAGUAGACAUAAAAACAAGCUGUCAUCAUCUUAGUGUAAAGGAGGCAGAAGAAACACCAGUUGCCAGAGUGCAUGCUGCUUCAGAAAAUCAACAGGAAGAGGAGAAUGGAGAUAAACAGGAGAACAUUAAAGAAAAAUCUGUAGAGGCAACUGUAGAGACAGAGACCUCCAAGAAGGAAGAGCUUGAAGAAGACAAUUCUGAAAAAGAAAAGGAUGAAUCUGCUGAUGUGGAUGAGGAAAUGAGGAAAGCAGAGGAAGCACUGAUUACUGAAAAACAAACAGUUGAAUCAAGCUGUGAAUCAACAAGUAGAAGUGACCAACAAAAGGAGGAAGACAACACAGGUGAGGGUAUAACUAAAAAUGAGAUGGAUGAAGUAGAAACAGGCACUGAUGAGGUGGAAGAAGAGAUGGAAUCUGUGGAUAAGGAUGCAGUUAUAGUAAUAGUUCCAGUGGAGAAGAAGCAGUCUGCAGUUUCUGAGAUAUGUAGAGAAGCAGACAUUUCAACAGGAGAUGAUGCUGAAGAGAAUCUUCCACCAGCUGAGGUAGAUAAAGCAAUGAGCUCGGAAGAAGAAGAAGAAGAAGAAGAAGAAGAAGAAGAAGCGGCAUCAGUUAUUGAAACCAGAGCUCUGAAGCGUCAAACAAAACCAAGCAAAGCUACACCAAAACGCAAAAGCACCAGAAGAAGAAAGCAAGGUGAUGCACAAGAAGAAGACAACAACAACAGGGAAGAACAACUAGCAGUGACAACGAGAACACUGAGGAGUGGCAGGAUAUCUGCCUCUGACACACAAAAAGGCAAAUCCAGAAGAAGCUGCAAACAAAUCCAGGAAGGAGGGCAAAAUGUAGAAGAGAAAACUCAAAGUGUCAACAAAACAAGGGUAGAAGAAGAUGAGGCUGUAGAACCACCAGCUAUAGAAAAGAUAGAUAAAGAGAUGGAGGACAAAGAUGAGACAGUAGAAAAGUUUGAGGAGGAAGCUGCCACUGAAAGAGUGGAAGACUUAGAACCAGAAAUAGAUAUGGAGGAUGGGAAAGCAGUAGCAAUGCAAGCACAAGAUGGAGUGGAAGAGCAAUUAGAAAGUAUAUUCAAAACAUUUGCAGAAAAGGAGGUGGAGGCUUCAGGUGAAGAAUGUGAUGAAAGGAAACCAGCCAUGGGGUGUGAGGAAAUGGAGCUACUGCCAGAUGCUGUCACCAGAUCUCUGAGAAGUGGUCAAAAGAUGUCCAAAGCUUCACCAAAAAACAAGUCCAGACAAAGCAAAAAACAGCAAGAUGAAAUGAAGGAGGGGGGGGCAUCUGCAGAAAAGAGCACUGAUGGAAAUGAACCUCCAGCAGAAACAAGAAUUUUGAGAGGGGAAAGGAAGUCUGUUUGUGGAAUACACAAACAACUCAAGAAAGAGGAAGACGGAUUGAAGGAAUCAGGUGAGGAAGCAGGGGUAGUGGAAGAAGAAGAGGCAAGGCUGGGAUCAGUCAAAGAGCCACCAACAGAAGCGGAUGAGGGGAAGGUCCCAGAUGAGGAUAAAACAGAGAUGGAGAAUGAAGAAUUUGUUCCUGUAGAAGUGAGAAAAGUAGUGUCAGAAGAGGGAACGAUGGAAAUUACUGAAGAUGAAGAGAACACAGCUGGAGAUGCAGCUGAUGCAGAUGAGUUAGUACAAGGAGAGACUGACACACCAUUACCCGAACUAGCUACGGACUCCGCUGUACUUUCACCUAGUAAAGAAGAGGCAACACAUUCAGUAGAGGAUCAACAGAGUGAAGAAAUGGCACCCAAGCUUUCUGAUCUCCAAAGACUGACUGUGGUUUUAGUGGACGUGCAAAAAAAACAUCAUGACAUUAAGGAAGUAACAGCAGCUGCCAGGCUGGGGGGUUCUGUACAAAAGACUGCCACUAACGCAGAAGAGGAGCAGAAAGAAGAAAGAGCGGCAGAGGAGAAAGUUACUGGGUUCCCUUUGGGAACAGAAAAAAAUGAGCUGGAGAAGGUGAUAGUGGACGAGGAAGAAUUUCAGGAUGAUGUGGAAGCAGUCACAACAAAAGAUACAGGGGAGGGGAUAGCUGAGGAGACAGCUAAAGAAGAAGAGGCUAAAAGUAUUAAUGAUGAGCAGGAGCCUAUAAUCACCGAAACUAAAACAUGUAGAAGUAAAAAGCAAGCAGUCAAAGCCACACCAAGUACCAAAUUAGCAAGAAGCAGACAGAAAAAGGGUGAACUAGCAAAGAAGGCUUCAACAAUUCAGAAAGUUCAAACAGUUCAAACAGUUCAAAUAAGGGUUCUGAGGAGAGGAAGGAUGUUUAGGCCUGUCACACAAAAAUGUGCAACAAAAAGAACCCACAAGCAGCUCCAGGAAAGAGAGGAAGUAGAGGGAGGAGAGAAAUCUACAGCGGUUGAGGAGAGAGUGGAAGAAGAGAAACAACAGCAGGUGAUUGAUCAGGAGAAGAAAGAGAAACUUAAAAAACGAGACGUAACUGAACAAGUGGAACAUAUAGAAGCAGAAAUGGGCAUGGACAAAGAGAAUACUUUGGCAGAGGAAGCUGUCAUACAACAAGAGGAGGAACAAGUCAACAGCACUGAGACAGCUGGAAAUGAGGAAACAGGGGCUUCAGCUGGACUGCAUGCUGAUGAGGGAAAGGCCCCUGAUGUUGCAGAGGAAGCAGUCCCAACACAAGAUACAGUGGAGGGGGAACAGUUGACCUCUGCAUCGAAGGAAGUGGAAAGUGCAUCUGGAGUAAGUACACAAGAGACAUUGUUGACAGCAAAGGAUGACAAGGCAAACAAUGUGUCUGAGAAGGAGAAAGCAACAGUUACUGAAAGAGUUCUGAGAAGUGGUGAAAAGACAGUGAGAGACACAAGACACAAAACCACAAAAAGACAAAAAGAUGAGCAAGAAGAGACAGCUGUCGAGAAAAGCACAGAAGAGGAUGAGCUGGCAGUAGAAACAAGAAUUUUGAGGAAGGGAAGGAGGUCUGCUGCUGCCACAGCUAGACUUAAAUCCAAAAGAGCCUGCACACAGUGUCAGACAGAGGAAGAAGGAGAAGAAGAAACUCCUCCUGCUGAAGAGACUGGAGGAGAGAAAGAAGAGACACAACAGGGAUCUCCUAAGGAGAAAGGGGAGGAGGUAGAGGAAGAGGAAAAGAGUGUGGAAAUGGAGAAAGAAAAAGAUGUGGAAGAUGAAGAAGUUGAGAGUGCAGCUGGGGAAGAAUUUGCUAUCGGAGAUGCAGCGCAGAUGAAAGAUGCCUCAACAGAGGAAGCAGCAGUGCUUGAAGAGGAGGAUAAAAGUGAUAAAGAUGUUGAUGACAUCAGUACUCACACAGUCCAGAUUUCAUCAGCUGAAGAAGAGGAAACCACAGUCAUAGAAAAAGUUACUGAUGCUGCUGAAGUGGGAUCUGACACUGCCCUUACUGAAGAAGAAGAAAUAGUAGGCGAUGCAUCUGAGGUGCCAGAAGAAGAGGCCCCAGCCACAACAACAAGAGCUCCUAGGAGCAAAAUAAAAACUUCACCUGCCACACCAUCACGAAGAUCCAAAAGACAGAAAGACCAAGUAGUAGUGGAGACUCAGCAGCAGGAAGAAGAACACCCUGAAGAAGAACAAGAUUAUGAGGUAACUAAUGAUUCACCUCCAAGAUCUGUACAAAAAAGGCCAAGAGUGGACUCCAGUGAAAAAGAGGAGGCAGAUGAGCAAAGUGAGACUGAGGCAGCCACUGAGAAGGAGGAAUCAGAUGAUGACAAAGACAACAAGAAAGCUAAAUCUUAUGCGGAUGAACCAAAAGAGAAGCUAGACAAUUUGUAUACAGAUAGAGAGGUAGAGACAGUAGGUAUAAGUCAAAAGGAUGAGGACAAUGAGCAGGAUAUGUCAGAGGAAGAGGUGGAGCCUAUAAUGAUUGGAAAGAGAGUUUUAAGAGGGAGGACAGUUGCUGCAGUAAUAAUCACACCUCAACCAAAAUCCAGAAGGCGCAGUGCUAAAGCUCAAACAACAGAGGAGUCUUUGUCUGAUGAAGAAAAGAACAUUCAGUUAGCUCAGACGGAAGAAAAUACAGAGCUAGAAGUUGAGAUGGAAAAGGUUGAUGCUGUGGUACAGGAAUCAGUCACAGAGCAAGAGACAGUGGAAGAGGAACAGUCUGCUGUAUCAGAGACAUGUGCAGAGGGACAGGAAGUGGCUUCCGUUGGAGAAAGUUCUGAAAAGACACCUAAUGCAGACAAGGGAAUGGUUACUGAUAAGGCAGAAGCACCAACUGUUGAAACAGAAGUUCGUAGAAGUGGUGAAAAGACAGUGAGAACCACAAGAAGCAAAACUGCAAAAAGACAAGAUGAUGAGCAAGAAGAGUCAGCUGUUGAGAAAAGCACAGAAGGGCUGGCAGCAGAAACAAGAAUUUUGAGGAAGGGAAGGAGGUCUGCUGCUGCCACAGCUAGACAAAAAUCCAAAAGAGCCCGCACACAGUGUCAGACAGAGGAAGAAGGAGAAGAAGAAACUCCUCCUGCUGAAGAGACUGGAGGAGAGGAGGGAGAGACACGACAAGGAUUGCCUGGGGAGAAAGGGGAGAAGGUAGAGGAAGAGGAAAGGGGUGUGGAAAUGGAGAAAGAUAAAGAUGUGGAAGAUGAAGUUGAGAGGGCGUUCGGGGGAGAAUCGGCUGUCAGAGAUGCAAAACCGAUGAAAGAUGCGUCAGCAGAGGAAGCAGCAGCACUUGAAGAGGAGGACAACAGUGUGAAAGCUGUUGAUGACAUCAGUACUGACACAGUCCAGAUUUCACCAGCUGAGGUAGGAGAGACUAACUCAGCUGAGGAAGAGGAAACCACAGUCAUAGAAAAACCCACUGUUGCUACUGAAGUGGGAUCUGACACUGCCAUUACUGAAGAAGAGGAAUUAGUAGGCGAUGCAUCUGUGGUGCCAGAAGAAGAGGCCCCAGCCAUAACAACAAGAGGUCUUAGGAGCAAAAUCAAAACUUCACCUGCCACACCAUCACGAUCCAAAAGACAGAAAGACCAAGGAGUAGUGGAGACUCAGCAGCAGGAAGAAGAAAACCUUGAAGAAGAACAAGACGAUGAGGUAAUUAAUGAUUCACCUCCAAGAUCUGUACAAAAAAGGCCAAGAGUGGAUUCCAGUGAAAAAGGGGAGGUGGAUGAGCAACGUGAGACUGAGGCAACCACUGACAAGGAGGAAUCAGAUGACGACAAAGACAACAAGAAAGUUAAAUCUUCUGCAGAUAAACCAAAAGAGAAGCUCGACAAUUUGUGUACAGAUAGAGAGGUAGAGACAGCAGGUAUAAGUCAAAAGGAUGUAGACAAUGAGCAGAAUAUGUCAAAGGAAGAAUUAGAGCCUAUAGUGAUUGGAAAGAGAGUUUUAAGAGGGAGGUCAGUUUCUUCAGUAACAGUCACACCCCAGCCAAAAUCCAGAAGGCGCAGUGCCAAAGUUCAAAAAGCAGAGGAGUCUUUGUCUGAUGAAGAAAAGACCACUCAGUUAGUUCAAGCAGAAGAAAAUACACAGCCAGAAGUUGAGAUGGAAAAGCUAGAAGCUGUGGCACAGGAAGCGGUCACAGAGCAAGAGACAGUGAAAGAGGAACAGUCUGCUGUAUCAGAGACAUGUGCAGAGGGACAGGAAUUGGUUUCUGUUGGGGAAAGGGCUGAAGAGACACCUAAUGCAGACAAGGGAAUGGUUACUGAUGAGGAAGAAGCACCAACUGUUGUAACAGGAGUUCUGAGAAGUGGUGAAAAGACAGUGAGAAUCACAAGAAGCAAAACCAGAAAAGGACAAGAUGAUGAGCAAGAAGAGACAGCUGUUGAGAAAAGCACAGAAGAAGAUGAGCUGGCAGUAGAAACAAGAAUUUUGAGGAAGGGAGGGAGGUCUGCUGCUGCCACAGCUAGACAAAAAUCCAAAAGAGCCCGCACACAGUGUCAGACAGAGGAAGAAGGAGAAGAAGAAACUCCUCCUGCUGAAGAGACUGGAGGAGAGAAAGAAGAGACACGACAGGGAUUGCCUAAGGAGAAAGGGGAGGAGGUAGAGGAAGAGGAAAAGAGUGUGGAAAUGGAGAAAGAAAAAGAUGAGGAAGAUGAAGAAGUUGAGAGUGCAGCUGGGGAAGAAUUUGCCAUAGGAGAUGCAGAACAGAUGAAAGAUGCGUCAACAGAGGAAGCAGCAGUGCUUGAAGAGGAGGACAAAAGUGAUAAAGAUGUUGAUGACAUCAGUACUCACACAAUCCAGAUUUCAUCAGCUGAGGUAGAAGAGACUAACUCAUCUGAGGAAGAGAAAACCACAGUCAUAGAAAAAGUUACUGAUGCUACUGAAGUGGGAUCUGACACUGCCCUUACUGAAGAAGAGGAGUUAGUAGGCAGUGCAUCUGUGGUGCCAGAAGAGGCCCCAGCCAUAACAACACGAGGUCUGAGGAGCAAAAUAAAAACUUUAUCUGCCACAUCAUCACGAAGAUCCAAAAGACAGAAAGACCAAGAAGUAGUGGAGACUCAACAGCAGGAAGAAGACCCUGAAGAAGAACAAGAUCAUGAGGUAACUAAUGAUUCACCUCCAAGAUCCGUACGAAAAAGGCCAAGAGUGGACUCCAGUGAAAAAGGGGAGGCAGAUGAGCAACGUGAGACUGAGGCAGCCACUGAGGAGCAAUCAGAUGACAACAAAGACAACAAGAAAGCUAAAUCUUAUGCAGAUGAACCAAAAGAGAAGCUCGACAACUUAGAUAGAGAUAGAGAGGUAGAGACAGCAGGUAUAAGUCAAAAGGAUGUAGACAAUGAGCAGAAUAUGUCAAAGGAAGAAUUAGAGCCUAUAGUGAUUGGAAACAGAGUUUUAAGAAGGAGGUCAGUUUCUUCAGUAAUAGUCACACCCCAGCCAAAAUCCAGAAGGUGCAGUGCUAAAGUUCAAACAGCAGAGGAGUCUCUGUCUGAUGAAGAAGAGAAUGCUCAAUUUGCUCAGAAGAGAAAAAGCACUGAGGUAACAGCAACUCGUAAAUCUAAGCGUCUCAGCAGAGAUUAGAUUGUUCUCAAUGCUAUGAUUGACUCACAUAAAAUGUAUGUAAUUGUGUUUAUACCUGAUGUUUUACUGCAAGCUUCUGUAGUGUGCAGGCUCACAGUGUAGACAUAGAAACUUUUGUACAUUUUUCAUCUUGAUUUAAAGGUAGACUAUCACUUUUGCAAUGUUACCUCCAUUAGUACGUGUUUCAUGCUAGAUAUGCUCUUAAGUUUUGGUCUGUCCAGUAGGUUAUGAUGGGUAACAUUGGCUAGUGGUAGAUGCAACUGUGUAACUGGUAUUACUGAGUCAGGUCACUGACUUAAUGACUCUUUUCUACUUUAGCUACUGUUGCACUAAGCUGUAGCAUUUACCCUUAUCCCAUAAAUGGUGACAGACCUUUCCAGGGGUACCCCACCUCGAUCAGUGCAAGCUGCAAUAGGCUCCUGUGCCCCAUGGCCCUGCAAAGGGUAAAUGGCUAGAAAUGACAAAUAGCAAUAUCUUUUUACUGUUAGGGCUUGUGACCACAGUGGCUGCUGUGCAUAAGUCACAUAUUCUUGCUUUAAAUACACUGUCUGCAAUCUAAAAAUAUAGGAACAAAAGGUGAACUUCAGGCACUCAUGCACUGAGCAGGAACAGAUGCUUUUGAAUUAAGUUAAAAAGCCUUUUUUUUGAGUAUAGAGAAAGCACACUACUGUUUCAUUCUUUAAAGUGCAAUCUCAAAAUAUAGUUUUAAACUCCCCCCUUUACACCCAGGGACACUGUGGGUCACAAUUUUUUUCACCAGUAUGUCUCAUUUAACUACAAACAAAAAACGAUGCCACCACGAUCACUCAAAAGAUUCAAGACAAACAAAUUCUACACAAUGUGGCUUUAAAAGACCUCUGAUUCUCUGCACACUUGUCACAGGUGUGACAUACUUACUUAUCUAUACUCAUUGAUUCGAAUUUUUGUAAAGUGUUUUUGCCUUUUCCCAGUUUGUACGUGAACAUCAAGUAUAUUUUGUGGUAAAACACCAAGUUUGAUCAAAGAGAUAACAAAAUCUAUUGGGACCACAUUGGAUUUCUUUUGACUGUUCCUUUAAAAGCCAUAAUUUGGAUUCAACUGAGGAUUCUCACAUAUGGGAAUUACUAUUUUUAUAUUGUAAAUAUUUUUUUAUAUUUCAUCGAAAAUGUGAAUAUCUAGUUUGCAUUUUGUAAUGCAACAGAUCUCACAACUGCAGGUCUUUGUAUAAUCUUAAUUAGCAAUAUGCAACAAGGUCCAAUUAGAAUUACAAAGAAUUUAUGAAAUGCUUAUUCCAAGGAACAAGUCAGUUUGUAAAGGCUGCAUUUUUUUUUAAUUAUUUGUGUACUUUGAUAUAAAAAUUAUUACCAAAACAUGCUCUUUCUUUGCAACUAUCAGCAGAACUCAGGUCUUAAUGUUAGCAUGUUCUCUUUUUAUAUACAUUUAACAUGUAGAGAUUUUAACAUGCAGCUCGAUCUAAUAUGUAAUCACCUCAUGUUACACCUUUGACUAACUGUGAACUUGAGCUUCAUACCCUGUAGAAAGGCCAUCAUGGAGUCAAUGUCCUCAGUCAUGUUUAUGUUGUUUUCACUAAUGUGGUAUCAUUUAGUCAACAUUAUACAUUGUCUCAUCAGUGUAUUGAUUUUGUUAGUUGUAUCAUUUGGAAGCUAACAUUUAUUUAGCAGUGUGAUGUAAAACUUUGAUGUGUCACACUUGUAUUUGUGCUAAAUAGCAGAUGCCAAUUAAGGUCAUGAACUCAUUUUUAGCUGCAAAAUUAUUUUUCCAUGAACUGAAAUGGUGGCAAAUAAAGUUUUUAAAGGUCAUAUGUCAAGUUAAUCAAUAAAACAACACUUGGAAUAA
Epinephelus fuscoguttatus (brown-marbled grouper) is the source of this 12773-nucleotide messenger RNA. RefSeq names its product centrosome-associated protein CEP250-like. The transcript is spliced from 11 exons. The coding region runs from base 102 to 10937 and encodes 3611 amino acids. NCBI's taxonomy places the organism in Eukaryota, Metazoa, Chordata, Actinopteri, Perciformes, Serranidae. The record is from RefSeq and is a predicted model, not a curated record.